Molecule: messenger RNA, 576 nt
Organism: Guillardia theta CCMP2712
Lineage: Eukaryota; Cryptophyceae; Pyrenomonadales; Geminigeraceae
Exons: 2
Cellular component (GO): intracellular anatomical structure
Molecular function (GO): RNA binding
Source: RefSeq, a predicted model, not a curated record
AUCCUCAUCUUCCUCCCCGGCAUCGGAGAGAUCGCGUCUCUACAAGAGGAGCUCGAGAAGUUCUCCUCCUUCGCCUGCCCCCUUCAGAUCCUCGUCCUACACUCUCUCGUCUCCCGGGAAGAGCAGGAGGCUGCGAUGCUUCCGGCUACAGCAGGGCACUGCAAGGUGAUCUUGUCGACCAACAUCGCUGAGAGCUCCAUCACCAUCCCCGACGUCCUCUACGUCAUCGACUCAGGCCUACACAGGGGAAUCUUCUUUGACGACACCAGGAACAUGCCGGCGCUGCUAGGAGCAUGGUGCUCCCAGUCCUCGGCCAAGCAGCGUCAGGGGAGGGCAGGAAGGGUCGCCCCUGGCUUCGUCUUCCACCUCUUCCCUCGUGACUUCCAUGACACUGUCAUGCUCCCCUUCGAGGAGGCAGAAAUCUUCCGCGUGCCGCUCGAGAGGACAGUGCUCAAGAUCAAGAUCCUGCUGGAGCAGUUCGGCUCCCCCUCCUCGCUCCUCAGUCAGUCUCUGACCCCUCCUCCCUCAGCUCGAGUCAACUUAGCUAUCAAGGAGCUCUUCAAGAUCGGUGCGCUG